Messenger RNA from Molossus molossus (Pallas's mastiff bat), 2054 nucleotides. It is a transcript of the gene PRSS56, whose product is annotated as serine protease 56. The transcript has 12 exons. Gene Ontology annotation, biological process: proteolysis. The record is from RefSeq and is a predicted model, not a curated record. Bases 175 to 1944 code for a protein of 589 amino acids. Lineage: Eukaryota; Metazoa; Chordata; Mammalia; Chiroptera; Molossidae. Gene Ontology annotation, molecular function: serine-type endopeptidase activity.
GGUAAGGGACGACCAAGGCAAGUGGUAACUUUGAUGUAAGAGAAUAGGGUCCGAUGGUGUGAGGGACAAGAAUUCAGUGUCUAGGGACAGAAAGGCAGGCACCACAGGGUAAGCGCCUGGAGGGUGGACCCCAAGUGGGAAACAACAGGGUCAGGGCCCUGGCUCCUGGUCACCAUGCUGCUGGCUGUGCUGCUGUUGCUGCUGCCCCUCCCAGACUCACAGUCUGCCCACGGGCACCCACUGUACAUGCGCCUGCCCCCCAGCACCCUGCAAGCUCUGUCAGCCCAGGGAACAAAGGCGUUGCGGGCCGCCCAGAGGAGCGCCCGGUGGGCGGUAAAUCUAGUGGCAAUGGAGAUCCAGCAUCGAUUGCAUGAGUGCCGAGGCUGUGCCAACCACACCACCCCGUGCAUGGCAGGCCCUGGGCGCCCCCGGCCUCAAGGACCCCUGCUCCGGGACUCACCUGAAUCAGGGCCGUGUGGCGAGAGGCGCCCCGGUCCUGUCAAUGUGACGCAGGCACACGGCCGCAUCGUGGGGGGCAGCGCGGCGCAGCCCGGGGCCUGGCCCUGGCUGGUGAGGCUGCAGCUCGGCCGGCAGCCUGUGUGUGGCGGCGUCCUGGUGGCGGCGUCCUGGGUGCUCACAGCCGCACACUGCUUCGCGGGUGCCCCGAACGAGCUUCUGUGGACGGUGACGCUGGCCGAGGGGCGCCGGGGGCAGCAAGCGGCGGAGGUGCCGGUGAACCGCAUCUUGCCCCACCCCAAGUUUGACCCGCGGACCUUCCACAACGACCUUGCGCUGGUGCAACUGUGGACGCCGGUGAGCCCGGCAGGGGCGGCGCGCCCCGUGUGUCUGCCCCAGGGACCCCGGGAGCCCCCCGCCGGCACCGCCUGCGCCAUCGCGGGCUGGGGGGCUCUCUUCGAAGACGGGCCCGAGGCUGAGGUGGUGAGGGAGGCCCGUGUGCCCCUGCUCAGCGCCGACACCUGCCGAAGGGCCCUGGGGCCCGGGCUGCGCCCCAGCACCAUGCUCUGUGCCGGUUAUCUGGCGGGGGGAAUCGACUCAUGCCAGGGUGACUCUGGAGGCCCCCUCACCUGUUCUGAGCCUGACCCCCGCCCCAGGGAGGUCCUGUAUGGAAUCACCUCCUGGGGGGACGGCUGCGGGGAGCCCGGGAAGCCUGGGGUCUACACGCGUGUGGCCGUGUUCAAGGACUGGCUCCAGAAGCAGAUGAACGCAGCCCCCUCCAGCCGGGAGCCCAGCUGCAGGGAGCUUCUGGCCUGGGAACCGCCCGAGGAGCCACUGGCAGAGGCCGUCCCGCCCUGCGCCUUCUACGCCCACCUGUGCCCGGGGCCCAAGGGCGCCUGUGCGCCCCUAGCGCAUCAGCAGUGCCUGCAAUGCCGACGGCGAUGCGAGCUGCGCUCGCUGGCGCACACACUGCUGGAGCUGCUGCGGGGCGCCCAGGGGCUGUUCGGCCCGCGCCCGGGGAUGCGGCGCCUGGCCCCGGCCCUCCUGGAGACUUCUGGGCACACCGCCCGCGAGCAGCGGCUGCACCCAGAUUGUCCUGGCCUGGAGCCCCUGUGGCAGAAGAUGGCCACCCUCCAGGACACCCAUGCCUGGAUCCUGCAGGUCCCCUUAGAGCACUUGGCCAUGGACUUUCAGGAGGUCCUGGCCGAUCUGAGCUCCAAGACGAUAACGGGGCUCUUCCGAGCCUGGGUUCGGGCAGGCUUGGGGGACCAGCAUGUGGUUUUUGGUGGCCUGGUGGGCCUGGAGCCAGCCACACUGGCUCGAAGCCUUCCCCGGUUGCUGGUACAGGCGCUGCAGGCCUUCCGCUUGGCCGCUCAGGCCAAGGCAGAGCCCCGGGGAGCAAGGAUAGGUGCAAGGCGGGGCUGGGGGCUGGGAGGGAUGGGGCACCACGCACUUAGCCUUCAGGUUCCCCCAGCCAGGCAGCCAUAAGCCACGUCUAGGCCCCCAGCCUCUGGUCAGGGCCUAUGCUCCCAGGGGCUGGGAGGGUUCAGGGAGCAUGAUGACAAAUCAUCACUGCAGCAGUUGGCCAGAUGCGUGGG